AAGGAGAUAUCAACUCUCGUUUUUUCCAUAAUGCCGUUAAACAAAGAAGACGUCGGAAUAAAUUGCAAGGGCUGCGGACUGAGAUGGGGGAGUGGAUUACUGAUAGAAACCAGAUGGCCGAAUUAGUCAUAAAUUAUUUUGACAAAAUUUUCAAGGAACAAAACGAGGGGAGACAACUUGAGGAGACAGUGACUUUUACUCGAGUUACUGUGGACCAGAAUGACAAGCUCCUAAGGCCAAUCAGCUCGGAAGAAGUGAAGGCGGCAAUUUUUGAUAUGCAUCCUGAUAAAGCCCCGGGUUCAGACGGCAUGAAUCCUGCUUUCUUCCAAAAAUUCUGGGAUGUUGUCGGCAGUGACAUCACACGGUUGUGUAAAGGCACGAUGGAUAGAGAUUAUUAUGCUAUGUGUGACAACGGUGAGCUAUUAUGUUCAAUUUGACAAGGAGUUUUUGGGACCGAUUUACCCGGGAAGAGGGUUACGACAGGGGGAUCCUCUUUCCCCUUAUUUAUUUAUACUGGUGGCAGAGGGUCUGAGUGCGCUGAUGAGACGUGCCGAACAGAAAGGAGAUUUGAAGGGCAUUUCGGUGUGCAGGGGCGCACCUAAAGUGUCCCAUCUUUUAUUUGCAGAUGAUUGCUUUAUAUUUUUCAAAGCUGAUGGUAAAAACUGUUUGGCAGUUAAGAAUAUUUUGCAGGUGUAUGAGGAGUGUUCGGGACAGAUGGUUAAUUUUAACAAAUCUUCCUUGAAUUUUAGCCCGAACGUGGGCGAGCCGUUUAAAGAUCAAUGUUGUGAUUUGUUUGAAAUUCCGAGAGAUAGUGGGCAGAAAUUGUAUCUUGGCUUGCCAGCUUUGGUUGGAAAAAAUAAGAAAGUUAUUUUGGGAUAUUUGAGGGAUCGAAUUUUUAGCAGAAUAAGAAGUUGGAAUAAUAGGUUCCUGUCCAGAGCAGGUAGGGCGGUUCUCCUAAAAAAUGUCAUCCAGGCAAUGCCAACCUAUGCCAUGAAUGUUUUCCUGCUCCCGAAAGAUCUCUGUGUUGAUAUCAAAAAAUUAAUGAAUGGUUUUUGGUGGAAAGGGGCAAAGUUCGAGCAAAAGGGACUGAGAUGGAGGAGUUGGGAUGCUUUGUGUAAGCCGAAGGAAGCAGGCGGUCUGGGUUUCCGGAAGAUAAGAGAAUUUAAUUUAUCCAUGUUGGCUAAACAAGGAUGGAGAUUAGUUACGGAGCAGCACAGUCUUAUGAGUCGUGUUUUAAAGGCUAAAUAUUUUCCUCAGUCAUCUUUCUUGGAGGCAAAAGUAGGUAAUAAUCCUUCCUUUAUUUGGAGAAGCAUCUUUGAGACACAGAAUAUUUUGAAGGAAAAUAUCCGGAGGAGAGUGGGGAAUGGCAUAAAUGUUCAAGUUUGGGCUGAUGCAUGGUUACCGGGUCCAGGCACUGGGAAAAUUACUUCGAAUAAACCUCAGUGGGUGAGUGAUAUGAAUGUGGCGGCUUUGCGGGAUUCUACUGGCACAAACUGGAAUCGGGAACGAAUAGAGGCCUUAUUUAAUGAGACAGAUAAACAGCGAAUCCUAAGUGUGCCAAUAAGCAUACAAAACCGAGAAGACAGUUAUUGGUGGACAGGAGAAAAGAAUGGCUCUUUUUCUGUUAAGAGUUGUUAUAGGAAGGUGGUAGGAGAACAGAAUUCGGGAUCUUGGGAGGGAUGGAAUAAAAUUUGGGAAUUACAUAUCCCUCCAAAGUUCCAAUAUUUUGUUUGGCAAGUUAUGGAUGGUACUCUCCCUAUUGUUGCAAAUCUAAGAAAGAGAGGGAUUAAUAGUCCAGGGGGUUGCAAGGUGUGUGGUUUGGAGGAGGAGGAGAAUUUGAUGCAUGCUGUUCGGUCAUGCCCAAAAGUGGAAGAGGUUUGGAGAGCUGCACACUACAGCUUGGGCUUGGGCGGGCAGCAGCAGUCGAUCGAGGAAUGGCUGCAGCAGCAAUUGAUGCAGCAAGAUCGAGACAGACGGGGCAGAUUUGUGGCUCUCUUGUGGUGUAUUUGGAAGAGGCGGAACAUAGCGGUGUGGGAGGAUAAAACGCAGGAGGCUUCAUGGGUUGUUAAUAUGGCGGAUGGUAUGAUUGUUAGGUGGAAAGAGGCUCAAAAAGCCACUGCAGGGACUGCUGCAAUUUUGCAGCGAGGAGGGCAGCAGAAUGGGGCGCAAGCGGGCGGUCCGAGGGAUAAAUGGGAAGCUCUGGAGGAAGGGAUAGUAAAAAUCAACGUCGACGGAGCAACUAAUCAGGCAACAGGUUUGCGUGCAUGGGGAUGGAUUGCUAGAGACCAUCAAGGUGAGUUCAUCAAAGCAAGAGGGGUUUCCCAUAGAGCCGAAUGGACAGUGGAGGAAACGGAAGCUAUGGGGAUCAGGGACGCAUUAAAUGGAGCUGUGGCUGAAGGAUGGAAUAGAGUGAUAGUUGAAAGUGAUGCAUUAUCCGUGGUUCGAGGAAUAGCACGACGAGGGAGUGGCUCCUAUCUUGAGCUUGUUCUUGAUGAUAUUUUUUCUAUCGUUGAGUCAAAGAGUAAUUUUGAAGUCUCUUUUUGUAAAAGAUCUGCGAACCAUGUUGCUCAUACUUUAGCUAAGGCACAUGUUAGUUCACCAGAUCAUGUUAUGGAAUAUGUGGAGGUUCCAGAUUGCAU
Messenger RNA from Cuscuta epithymum, 2639 nucleotides. The record is from the annotation of a GenBank genome assembly. Lineage: Eukaryota; Viridiplantae; Streptophyta; Magnoliopsida; Solanales; Convolvulaceae.